AGAAACUAUUAUAAAAUGGAUCGUCGUUUUCCACCAUUCUCCCCAUUCUUUAACCAUGGCCGAUUCUUCGAUGACGUCGACUUUGAUCGCCACAUGAUCCGACCAUACUGGGCCGAUCAAACAAUGCUCACUGGACACCGAGUAGGAGAUGCUAUUGAUGUUGUGAACAACGAUCAAGAAUACAAUGUAUCUGUAGAUGUUUCACAGUUUGAACCAGAAGAGUUGAAAGUGAACAUUGUUGAUAAUCAGCUAAUCAUCGAAGGAAAGCAUAACGAGAAGACUGAUAAAUAUGGACAGGUAGAGCGUCACUUUGUCCGGAAGUAUAACCUUCCAACAGGGGUCCGUCCAGAACAAAUCAAGUCCGAAUUGAGCAACAAUGGAGUGCUCACUGUCAAAUAUGAGAAGAAUCAGGAACAGCAGCCAAAAUCCAUUCCAAUCACAAUUGUGCCAAAGAGAAACUGAUUUCAGUUACCUAAGUGUCUGUAUUUUAACUAUUUCAAAAAUAUUUAUUCAAUUCCAUUAUUGAAGUGACAAUAUAAACAUUUUGUUUAGACUCC
This is a messenger RNA of Caenorhabditis elegans, 557 nucleotides long. It is a transcript of the gene hsp-17, whose product is annotated as SHSP domain-containing protein. The transcript has 3 exons. Bases 16 to 462 code for a protein of 148 amino acids. Lineage: Eukaryota; Metazoa; Nematoda; Chromadorea; Rhabditida; Rhabditidae. The record is from RefSeq and is marked reviewed.